Molecule: messenger RNA, 887 nt
Organism: Trichomycterus rosablanca
Lineage: Eukaryota; Metazoa; Chordata; Actinopteri; Siluriformes; Trichomycteridae
Product: dynein axonemal heavy chain 5-like
Exons: 3
Coding region: 1-504 (167 amino acids)
Biological process (GO): microtubule-based movement
Cellular component (GO): axonemal dynein complex
Molecular function (GO): dynein light intermediate chain binding; minus-end-directed microtubule motor activity; dynein intermediate chain binding
Source: RefSeq, a predicted model, not a curated record
AUGGUAAAUAAUGCUCGCUUACUACCACUGGCAUCCAGGGUUCAGUGCUAUCGAUACAACACUCCUUUUAAGAAAGACAUCCAGAACUGGGUUUUUAAGCUCUCCACAUCAUCAGACAUCAUCGAGCAGUGGCUGCUUGUUCAGAACCUGUGGGUGUACCUGGAGGCCGUGUUUGUGGGUGGAGACAUUGCCAAGCAGCUUCCACAGGAAGCGAAGCGCUUCCAGAACAUCGAUAAAUUAUGGAUAAAGAUCAUGCAGAGAGCCCAUGAGAUCCCCAGUGUGGUGCAGUGCUGCGUGGGAGAUGAGACCAUGAGCCAGCUUCUACCUCACCUGCAGGAGCAGCUUGAACUCUGCCAGAAAUCUCUCACAGGGUAUGAACACAGCCCCACACUGUACAGGGUGUCGAUCUAUUUCAGGGCAGAAGAAAACCCAUAUGGACAAGCGAAGAACAUACAAAACUUCUCAUGGUGGAUGUAUAUCGAGCAACAAGUGGCAGUGGUGUAGCUUGAACCAGCUUAUAUAUUGCCCAUUGACCAAAGGCACGGAUCAAACCUAGGUCUGCAGAACUCUGGUUUCACCCCUUCUUAUUAUUCAAAUGAUUCACAUGUUUCAGACACAACCGCUGAAAUUCAUGAUAUAAAACUAUAAUACCGUGCAGCAGCAGUUUAGGGAAGGUCCUUUCUGUUCCAGCAUGACUGCGCAAAGAAGCUCCAGUGUCCUGCACAGAGCUCUGACCUCAGCCCCACUCAACAGCUCUGGGAUGAACCAGAACAUUAACAUCGAUGCCCAGUCGUACUAAUGCUCUUAUCACUGAGUGGGCACAAAUUCCCAUACUUCAGAACAGAGGCUGUUGUUCUAGCUGAAAAUAUCACACAGAGGUCACUAGA